GAAGAAGAAGAAGUCGGUAUGACAGGUUUCAUAACCUGAAUAUAGUCGUCAACUUUAACGAUAAAUAUCUCGCUUCACGGAGCAGUGCGACGCUUUUUUCUGCCAGAUUUUUUGUUUCGCGCAAAAACGCGACGAUUGAGCAUAAUUUCAUCGAUAUUGGAGAUAUUCCAGUUAUAUAUAAACUAUAGAUUUAUAAGUACAGAUUAGAAUUAAUAAUGAAGAACAUAAACGAGGGAGCAGAUUUGUCAAGCUCGGAAGAUGAAACAUCUACAAAUAUUCUGAGAGAAGCAAUUGAUCAGCAAUUUCUAAACAAUGAUAUGUACAGCAUGAAAAAAGUCCAAGUUACUCCUGAAGUACAAACUAACAAACUGGGCGAAAACUCCUUGAGCUCAAAGCAGGAGGAUAGAUUUACGAAUUUUGGUGUUACUGCCACGUUUCAGAGUUUUAUCGCUAAGAAACUAGAUGAAAUUUUGGAACGAACUAUAGAGUUAGAAAGCAGGGAAACUAUCAACUAUUGCGCCGAACAAAAACGGAGGAGAAGCAAAAGCUCUGGGAUAAAACUUCUAAGUACAUCGAAAAAAUUGUUGACGAUCACGAAAGUCACAGAGGACUGUACGGAGCGAAGAGAUCCAAAAGAGAUUGAAAAGAGAUCCAAAAGGACUAGACAAAUUGCAGAGGAUGAUGAGGAUGCCUUUUCGAAAUUUCGAGAAGCCGCUAUCGACCCGGAACGCAUAUUGAGCAAAUUAGAGACAAAAGCUUGGGUCAAUAAACGUCCAGAAUCGGAAUUCAAAUAUAAAAGAUUACAAAAUGGCAUUUUAAUCGAGAUGUAGCAUUACUUUUUCAUUUGCAAUUGUAUAUAUGUAUAUGUUGUAUAAAUGUAGAGAUAAGAUUAUUUUCCAUAA
Temnothorax curvispinosus is the source of this 902-nucleotide messenger RNA. RefSeq lists its product as uncharacterized. The record is from RefSeq and is a predicted model, not a curated record. The transcript is spliced from 4 exons. Gene Ontology annotation, biological process: Wnt signaling pathway. Lineage: Eukaryota; Metazoa; Arthropoda; Insecta; Hymenoptera; Formicidae. Bases 216 to 830 code for a protein of 204 amino acids.